Molecule: messenger RNA, 1120 nt
Organism: Raphanus sativus (radish)
Lineage: Eukaryota; Viridiplantae; Streptophyta; Magnoliopsida; Brassicales; Brassicaceae
Product: chromatin remodeling protein SHL
Exons: 5
Coding region: 16-873 (285 amino acids)
Molecular function (GO): chromatin binding
Source: RefSeq, a predicted model, not a curated record
UUGGGCUACGUACAUAUGGCCGUGAGUCGACAAGACUUGUUCUUUACCAGACUCCGUGUCCCAUCUGAUUACUGUCUCAAUACUAUUGCAACUUUCCCCAGAAAAUUCUCCUCGUUUCCUCGAGAAAACCAUUUUCUAGCCCCUAUUGAUCUUUUUUCCAACACAGAUGCCCAAGCAAAAAGGAGCUCAAAAGAAGCAACUCAAAUCCUACAAACUCAAACACAUCAACAGAACCAUUCAAGGCAAUCGUUUGCAGAGGGAGAUGCGGUGUUGAUGCGGUCCUCGGAGCCUGGGAAGCCGUCGUACGUGGCGAGGGUGGAGGCCAUCGAGACGACGGACGCGCGUGGAUCGAACGCGAGGGUUCGCGUGAGGUGGUACUACCGACCCGAGGAGUCGAUGGGAGGGAGGAGGCAGUUCCACGGAGCUAAGGAGGUGUUCCUCUCCGACCACUAUGACUUGCAGAGCGCUGAUACGAUCGAGGGGAAGUGUAAGGUCCACAGUUUCGGUGGGUAUACGAAACUCGGCUCCGUGGGAAACGACGACUUCUUCUGUCGUUUUGAGUAUAAUUCUGCUACCGGGGCUUUUAACCCCGACAGAGUCGCCGUAUUCUGCAAGUGUGAGAUGCCCUACAACCCUGAUGACUUGAUGGUGCAAUGCGAGGAUUGCUCUGAGUGGUUUCACCCUUCUUGUAUAGGAACGACGAUAGAGGCAGCUAAAAAGCUCGAGCAUUUCUACUGUGAAGAGUGUUCCCCGGAACCGCAGGAUUUGGACAACUCUAUUUCAACUUCCAAAAACACCGAUGCUAAGGUGAAUACAAAGCGCAACCUGGAGGUAAGCAAGACGAGGAACAAACACGCCAAGCGAACAGGUUAACAUAAGACCUCUGAGAGCUAUGUUUAGUAUGAAUGAUGAUGGUGUAAUCUAUGAAGGAGUUUGUUUUAUUUCCCACUCCACACUCUUUUCUAUUUCUUCUUAAGAAUGAAGGGUUUUUAUUAGGUUGUUUGGCUUGAUUAGUGACUUGUUGUGGGCCUUGUGGCACAAUCUUAUGUAUAGUGUAUAUGUUUUCAUCUGCUUUAAGCUGUGACAAGAAACAGAGAGAGGGUCACUUGUUUGUGUUCGA